GAAGGAUCCUGCAGUGCGCAGCGGGCAGAAGAGGCGUCCGGUUUCAAAGUUGCGCUCCUGCAUUAUUUCAAGAGCGCGCGUACGCUCACGCGCGCGCACACACACACACACACACAUUGCACAAACUAUUUCUAUUCCUGUCUUGGGUCGACCCCGGUUAAAUGAGUUUUGUAGCUCUCUUUGAUUCCUCUUUUGUCUAUACCACCGGGGUUCCAGGUUUUAAACUUUUAUUUAUUUAUUUUAUUUUUUUUUACAUAUUAUUCACUUAAUCUGAUGUUCACUAUACUGCCAUUACUGUAUAUAUAUAUAUUUUUAUUCUGUAGUGUUGUGGUAGGAACGGAAAACGUUUCCCAGUCAGCUGUCACUGGAGGCAACUGAGCAGAUCUCGAGUUGUUGAGGAGCUCCAGCUUUCAUUGACGCCCAGCUCUCAUCAGCGGCAGCAGCGGAUUUUCUGCAACUUUGUGAACAUCAUGGAAACCAACCCUAUACCGGUCCUUACCAUUCAAACCACUCCGUUUGACGACCAGAGACCCGGGACUAAUGGUUUGCGUAAGAAGACCAGUAUAUUUGAGAGCAGAAAGAACUAUCUGCAGAAUUAUAUCCAGAGUGUGCUGUCAUCCAUCGACCUGAGGGACCGUCAGGGAUGUACCAUGGUGGUGGGCAGCGAUGGGAGAUACUUCAGCCGAGCAGCAAUCGAGGUUAUUGUGCAGAUGUCCGCUGCCAAUGGGAUAGGGCGUCUGGUGAUUGGGCACAAUGGCAUUUUGUCUACGCCGGCUGUUUCCUGCAUCAUCAGGAAGAUAAAAGCCAUUGGUGGGAUCAUUCUCACUGCCAGUCAUAACCCAGGAGGUCCAGCUGGAGACUUUGGUGUCAAAUUCAAUGUAGCUAACGGAGGCCCUUCUCCAGACACAGUGAUGGAAAGGAUUUACCAGGUCAGCCGUACCCUGGAAGAGUUCGCCAUUUGUCCGGACUUACGCAUUGACCUGUCACGCCUUGGACGCCAGGACUUUGAUCUAGAAAACAAGUUCAAGCCUUUUCGAGUUGAAAUAGUGGAUUCUGUUGAAAUCUACUUGAAUAUGUUACGUGGGAUCUUUGAUUUCGGUGCUAUUAAGAAUCUACUGACUGGACCAGAGCAACUGAAGAUUCGAAUAGAUGCAAUGAAUGGAGUGAUGGGACCUUAUGUCAGGAGAAUCUUGUGUGAUGAACUCGGUGCUCCUGCAAACUCUGCAGUUAACUGUGUUCCUCUGGAGGAUUUUGGAGGCCAGCACCCAAACCCCAACCCUUCAUUUGCUGUGUCCUUGAUGGAGUCCAUGAAGGGUGGAGAGUUUGGUUUUGGUGCUGCAUUCGAUGCUGAUGGGGAUCGCUGUAUGAUCCUUGGUCAGAAUGGUUUCUUCGUAAACCCAUCAGACUCACUGGCAGUGAUGGCUGCCAACUUGUCCUGCAUUCCCUACUUUAGGCAGGUAGGCAUCCGUGGCUUUGCUCGCAGUAUGCCCACCAGCACGGCUCUGGACAGAGUGGCCAAGGCUAUGAAAGUGGCUAUGUAUGAAACCCCUGCAGGCUGGAGGUUUUUUGGGAACCUGAUGGACUCGGGCAGGUGCUCUUUCUGUGGAGAGGAAAGCUUUGGAACAGGUUCAGACCACAUUAGGGAGAAGGAUGGUCUGUGGUCAGUUCUAGUGUGGUUGUCUAUGAUAGCCAUGCGAAAGCAGGGGGUGGAAGAAAUAGUGAAGGACCACUGGGCUAAACUCGGCCGCAAUUACUACUGCAGGUUUGAUUAUGAGGGUGUGGACCCCAGAGCUGCGUUUUACCUCAUGAGAGACCUGGAGGCCGUGAUUACUGAAAAAGCCUUCACCAACCAGAAGUUUGCUGUGGGAAACAACGUCUACAGUGUGGAGAAAACCGACAACUUUGAGUACAUUGACCCUGUGGAUGGCAGUGUAUCACGAAACCAGGGACUGAGAAUCGUGUUCUCAGAUGCAUCCCGCCUUGUGUUUCGGCUCAGUGGAUCUGGAGCAGGAAUGGGAGCCACCAUACGCAUCUAUGCUGAAAGUUAUGAGAAAGAUCCCGAGAGACAAAGCAGGGAGACACAGGUUGUCCUGGGCCCACUGAUCGCCAUUGCUCUAAAGAUCUCAAGCAUCCAUGAGCGGACAGGACGCAGAGGCCCCACCGUGAUCACCUGAAUUGGAAUGCCGAGACGCAUGAAAGGGGCCAAACCACGAGACGGCCUUCUUCUAGGAUCCGUUCUCUAAGUCUUCCACACGGUCUUUCAAAGCCUCGCUAUCACGUUUCCCCUCAUGAAGCCAAGACUGCUUCUUGCUAGUCUGCACAAUGUCUCACUAUUUACACUGUUUGUUUGUUUUUUUGCUGCUGUUUUACAGACUAAACUUUUUUUUUCUCUUUCUUUUUCUCCACCUGUAACUGUCUAAAAAUCCAAAGAGAAAGAAUAUCUAUUCCUUUUUUUAUGUUGCCCCUUUACACAUGUGAAUCAUUAAAAUGUCUCUUUCACACUGCAUUUCUGCCACACUUUUAUUCUCUGUUCCAUCCAGGAACUACUGCUGUUGUAUCUCACAAAAACAAAUCUAACAGAACAAAACAAAAAUGCAUGUGAUGCGUCCUUAAAGCUGGAGGUUUGUCUAAGACUUUAACCUCAGUAUAUAGCCAGAGCUUUUAGCAAAUUAAAUAGGAUUACCACCGCUGUUUGAAAAAAAAAAUGUGCACCUUCCAUUUCAAAGUGCCGGUUUGUAUGAAUAUCACAGACAUUAUGGUGUGUAGUGUAGCGUGAACAUUUUUUAUGUGUGGUGUAAUUUGUAGUGUUGAUGAGGCAUUCAAUUGAUAAUGAGUAGAACUUCAACAUAAUGAACGGAAUGGUUUCAUUCAUUUAUGGCUCAACCCCAUGUGUCAGUGCUGAACUGUUCCAACAUGAAGGACAAAACCGCAUUCAGUUCAAUGAGUCAUAUGUAUGAGGGAGCAAGUACAUUUAACCACUCCAUCAAAUUUAGGAAAAUAUUUUAGAAAUGUCGUAUAAAACAUUUAAAAUAAAGGUCCAAAAAUGCAAAGUGCUGCCAACAGAAAGCAUGUUUUUUUUUUUUUUUUGAUAUUAUAGAUUGUGGCCUGCUAUCACCGGGAUUGUGACCUGCUAUCACUGGUUUUGAUUGUUGUUUUCUUUGGAAAGGCUGUGAUCACUUUACCACUUUGUGAAUGUGAAUUUCUGAUCAGUGAUACGAAUGAUAGAAAACUCCAAAGAACUGUAUCCUUUGCUCAAGUUCAGUACUUACAAAAAAAAAAAGUAGAAAAGAAAUAAAAUAAAGAAUAGCAAUGCUAAUACCAGUGUAUUUAAUUUUGUAUCCAAAGUUUUACCAAAAUAAACUGUCCUUUGUGUGUAAUGGAA
Messenger RNA from Silurus meridionalis, 3382 nucleotides. RefSeq names its product phosphoglucomutase 5 (gene pgm5). Bases 471 to 2174 code for a protein of 567 amino acids. Gene Ontology annotation, molecular function: magnesium ion binding; phosphoglucomutase activity. The record is from RefSeq and is a predicted model, not a curated record. Lineage: Eukaryota; Metazoa; Chordata; Actinopteri; Siluriformes; Siluridae. The transcript has 11 exons. Gene Ontology annotation, biological process: myofibril assembly; carbohydrate metabolic process; striated muscle tissue development. Gene Ontology annotation, cellular component: cell-substrate junction; cytosol; adherens junction.